AAGGUGCUCGAAAUGGACUUUUCAUAGCUUAAAAUGUCAUCUCUCCCUCGAUAGAUGUCUAUCCUUGUGAAUGCGUACAAGGUCGUGUGUUGAAGAGAUGUGGCUGGUGACAGACUGUCGGUAUCAGAUGUGCACAGUGCCUUAUUGAUGAAGUUCUGACCAUGAAGGGAGAAUCUCAGGGGUCCCGUGUCUUUUACAGUUGGACAUCCUCCUGCAUCUCAUGUAGUGCCACAGAAGUGGAGAGUCUUUCAUAAACAUUUAAUCAUAGUUGCCAGUUUUAGGCGGCACAGUUUCCAGCCUCUUUCGGUGCCAUUGGCUUAUCCUUGAAAGCCAAGGUGUACAUUGAAGGAGGGCAGGGCCAUGACUUACUGUCCUCUGUUCAUGAAAGUCUUUUUUUUUCAGUUUCAGAUGCACCAUCUGUUUCCCAGUGUGUUCCAGUUUUCAACAGACUCUUAAAGUGUUGCAUUGAGCAGCACAAUUUGACAGUGUCGUCCAACGCUGUGGACUUCAUGGUGUGCAAGAAGAUACCUGUGAACUUUGUCCUGCUCAGGAACUUAAUUGACAGAUUGGGAAGACAGUCUUUGUGGGUGAAGGCAAGAUCCCUAUACAAAUGUGCGCUGCAUCUGGGCUGCUACCCCCCUGUCAAAGAAAACACGUACUGCAGGCUUCUCUCCGUUCCCUGCUCCCUGACCGAGAUCGAGAUGACACUGGCCUUUGAAAUGUUCAUGGUUUCAAAUGCAAACAGCAUUCAGAAUCCAAGUACUUGUACACACGCUCUACAGAUUGUACUGAAAAGUCGUUUUCUCCCCAGGAAAGAGGAAGAUGGGUCGAUCAGUGAAUGUGACUACCAUGCAGCUGUGAGCAGACUCGUGUCGGCUGCCCAGAUCACCAGGCCGAAGCUGGUGAUUAAAUAUGCCACCGUCAACGUCUGCGGAGAGCAGGUGUUCACGCUGGACCCUCUGUCGGCUCUGAAGUGGCUGAGCCAGAACAUGGAGUGGGCUGGGAAGGCCUGGCUGGUUUCCUGACGUCUUCAAGGAGCCCGUCAAAGAAGAGCUGCAACGUUGUACAUUAAUCAUUAAUGUAUGGUGCACAAUAAAGAUGAAGAUAGGUUUUUCAGAUCA
Messenger RNA from Lepisosteus oculatus (spotted gar), 1121 nucleotides. NCBI's taxonomy places the organism in Eukaryota, Metazoa, Chordata, Actinopteri, Semionotiformes, Lepisosteidae. The record is from RefSeq and is a predicted model, not a curated record.